AUGGAGCAGAGACCUCCAAGAGUGCCCAAGCUGGCCUGGGUACAGGAAGAGGAACAAGGCCCUGGACCUGCUCCUGCACACGAGACUGAAGAAGUGGUACCAUCCAAACAGCUGCAGGAGGGUGCAGCCGUGCAGCGCACACGAGAGCAGGAACGCAGCCGUGGCCGCUUCCGCAGAACAGCACAGCUCGUUUGCAAAUUCAUCAAGAGGAUUCGGGAGGAAGAGACUGCCAUGGGCACAGGACUCAGAGCAUAUGAACCCAUCUUCAAAACCAAGACCUCUGCUGCCCUGGCUGAUAUGCUGGUAGAGGAGGGGUUUUCCAAUCCAAAGCAAGUGCCGGCCAUGGUGAGGUACAUCCACCAGUGGCUCGAGGCCAACCAGUUUGCUGAGCACAGGCUGAACAGGACCCUGCUGGAUCUCACCGAAGAACGGCCCGCUGACGUAGUAAUGACGCUUCUGCGUGUGGCCCCAUUGUGUGACAGAGCUGCUCUGGCCAUGUGGAAGAGCAUCAUGUGCUCGCUGAGGACUGCAGAGCCGGCCAUGCUCGUACUCCUGGAUGUGCUGGGGAGCUGGCCAGAGCACAGCACGUGCACCUCCAAUGGGGACAAAACGGCUGUCCUUACCCUGGCUGCAACCGUGGUGAUGUGGAAGCUCCUCCAGCUGCCCUGUGUCCCACAUAUGGUGACCGUCUAUCUCCCCCACCUAUUUGUGCAUCUGCUCUUCCAAGUGUUCUUCAGCACUCUGGAUAUGCCAGAGGAGGUCGAUACCUUCUGGAAGGGAUGCCAGCAGCAAUAUGGCCUUGCCACCAGCCCCAACAGGUUUGCAGUGCAGACCCUGAAGUCCCUGCUCUGCGAAAUGCAGCAUGAAGAUGCGGUGGUGGCAAUGGAACACAAGUGUGGCUGGGACAAGUUGAUGUGUGCUGACACCAACCACCAUGCCAUGGGUCUGCUGGCCAAGGAGAUGUCCUGUGUCUCCAUCCCCUUGUGCUCCCGGAUCACUCGCUACCUGCUUCGGCUGCUCAGCGCACAGGAGCCACGCUGGGAGCUGCCCACCCUGGCGUUCUUUGUGGAGAUCCUCAAGUGCCUGGACAUGAGUGAACGCGGUGCUGACAGAGUCCUGCAAGUCUUGUCAAGGCACCUGCGGAGCGGGUGCAGGGAGAAGUGUCACCUGGUGCUCAGGGCCCUUCUCGAUCUCAUCAAUGAUCCCUUGAUGAGCAAAAAAAUGUGGAGCCUGACUGAAAGUCUUGUGGAGCUCCUGUGGGACGCAGAUGGAGAGAUAGUUAGCAUGACAGCCACGCUCCUCAACUUUAUCAUCUUGGACAAGGACAUGCUGAUACCCAGCCCCAUCGCACUGCAGCUGGUUGAGGCGCUCCUGCCACUCCUUGACCACGUAAGGCUCCCUGACCCCAGCCAUGGCUACUGGCUGCUGCCCGGACACUUUGUGCCCUGUGGAUUUGCAAGCACCAAGCUGAGCCCCGUGCAGCCAAUGCUGAGGUCUUUUUUCCUUCCCUUCAUACAGGACAAUAGCCAGGUGAAGCUGCUCUCCAUAGUGCUCCUUGGAACACUGGUGAGUCUUCCACAGGAAAAGGAAAAAGAGGCCCUGAAGACACACGUGCACCAGAGCCUGCUGCCACUCUUCUUCCACUGCCAUGAUGAGAAUCAGUGAGUGGCAGAGGCUUCUCAGGAAAUGCUGCUUGGUGCAGCCGAGUUCCUGAAGAGGAGUGAACUUCAAAAACUGGUGAAGAGCAAGAAGUGGUGGAAGUUCACCUAGUGGCUGGUAAGGAGGGCCGGGAAGCUGCAGCCCCAGCCUGGAGCAGCCCCUGAGCGCGGCUCUGUGUUCCCAGGGACGGCCGGGCGGCACCUGAGGGGGAGGAAGGAAGAGCUCCAGCUCCUCUCUGAGGCCCUUGAAGGAAUGGCAAAUGACAUCAGUGUCGCCGUCGGAAGCCUGGCAGUUCAAACAUUGUACGUCCUCCAGGCAGUAGAGCGAACUCGAUAUUCCAUCUUCGAUAACCUGCAUGAUCGGCUCUGCAGGUCAUGGGGGAGACGGCCUCGUCUGUGGGGCCUCGGCUGGCUGCGCUGCUGGAGCUCUGCAGAGAGCUGAUCACAGAGGCUCUGUCUGCUGGGGCCACUCGAGCCAGCA
Lonchura striata (white-rumped munia) is the source of this 2139-nucleotide messenger RNA. The record is from RefSeq and is a predicted model, not a curated record. NCBI's taxonomy places the organism in Eukaryota, Metazoa, Chordata, Aves, Passeriformes, Estrildidae.